AGAUAUAAAAAGGGCAGGCAGACCGUUGGCAACAAACUCAUCACAACGGUCCAGAAAUGGCGGAAUCGACGAUGUCCAUUUCUGACGGCACAUACACGGAUCUCACCUCUCCAGACCAUAACGUGUACGAAUCAUUGGGGGCGAGACCGAGCAAAACAGGACAAAGCUCUCCUCUCUACAGACAGGCUGCAGUGGCUCUGGGGCUGCUGUGUGUCAUCUUACUGACUGCCACCAUCACCCUGUGUGUCCUCUAUACAAGAGGUCUGGAGGAGCCCAAUGGCCACAAUAGCACUGUCUGUGUUGACAAAUACCAGCCAUGGAAAGACUACAACAACCUAUCUACUGCGAAAGACCAACUACAGACAGACUACAAUAGCCUAGUUACUGCGAAAGAGAAACUACAGACAGACUACAAUAGCCUAGUUACUGCGAAAGAGAAACUACAGACAGACUACAAUAGCCUAGUUACUGCGAAAGAGAAACUACAGACAGACUACAAUAGCCUAGUUACUGCGAAAGAGAAACUACAGACAGACUACAAUAGCCUAGUUACUGCGAAAGAGAAACUACACACAGACUACAAUAGCCUAGUUACUGCGAAAGAGAAACUACAGACAGACUACAAUAGCCUAGUUACUGCGAAAGAGAAACUACAGACAGACUACAAUAGCCUAGUUACUGCGAAAGAGCAGCUACAGAAAGAAUACAACCGCACCGUGCCUGCUGCUUAAAUGGCCAUGGGGCACAACGCUGUCCACACUGGAGGGCGGCCUGUAGUGUAGUGGUUAAGGUAAAGGACUGGGACACGCAAGGUUGGUGGUUCUAAUCCUGGAGUAGCCACAACAUGAUCCGCACAGCCGUUGGGCCCUUGAGCAAGGCCCUUAACCCUGCAUUGCUCCAGGGGAGGAUUGUCUCCUGCUUAGUCUAAUCAACUGAACGUCGCUCUGGAUAAGAGCGUCUGCCAAAUGCCAAUAAUGUAAUGUAAUGUUAUGAAAUGCACAGGAACUGAACUGCACAGGUUCCACCGGUCUGUUUCCUGCCUCACCAUUGCAUCAUCACACAGAGCCUGAGUGAAAAUAAACUGAACAAUAAGCAGUUAUCUUGGUUCCACACACACACGAAGGACAGGGCCAUUGGUUGAUAAAGUGUUCCCUUUACCAAUGUCCAGAGAUGAUCUCAGGUAUAACUUUGUGCCUUGGAAAUCGCUAAAUAUAAUGUAUCUAAUGUGUGCAUAAUUUACAUGUGGCGUGCUUCCUCACAAAGUCAUGAAUUAAAAUCACCAUCCUUUGUUUUCAA
This is a messenger RNA of Conger conger (European conger), 1296 nucleotides long. Its product is annotated as M protein, serotype 2.2-like. The transcript has 3 exons. The record is from RefSeq and is a predicted model, not a curated record. Bases 57 to 731 code for a protein of 224 amino acids. Lineage: Eukaryota; Metazoa; Chordata; Actinopteri; Anguilliformes; Congridae.